This is a messenger RNA of Microthlaspi erraticum, 876 nucleotides long. Lineage: Eukaryota; Viridiplantae; Streptophyta; Magnoliopsida; Brassicales; Brassicaceae. The record is from the annotation of a GenBank genome assembly.
AUGGAGAAUGGUGGACAGUACGAAAACGGGAGGUACAAGCCAGAUUACUUCAAAGGAGCUCAGUCUGUGUGGAAUAUGUUGCCACAGCAUCAGAUAAAGGAGCAGCACAACGCGUUGGUGAUGAACAAGAAGAUCAUGUCCAUCCUUGCCGAGAGGGACGCUGCUGUACAGGAGAGAAACCAAGCCGUCUCUGCCAAAAAGGAAGCCAUCGCAGCUCGCGACGAAGCGCUUCAGCAACGCGACAAGGCUCUCACUGAAAGAGACAAGGCUUUGAUUGAGAGAGACAACGCCUUUGCUGCGCUUCAACACCAUGAGAACAGCCUCAACUUCGCUCUCUCCGGUGGGAAGCGCUACGAAGGAGAUGCUGAUGGCUUCAACAUCGGAGAAACCCACAAACUUGCUGCCUUUCCUAUAUCUACAAUUCCCCCUGAGGUAAAGGGGACGUCGAAAAGGAAGAAGCAGGGGCAGGGAAAGGGAAAGAAAGUGGGUGAAGAUCUGAACAGGGGAGUGGCUGCGCCUGGAAAGAAAUCAAGAAAAGAUUGGGACAGUAGCGAUGUUAGUUUAAACUUGGUGACCUUCGACGAGACGACGAUGCCAGUGCCUGUGUGCACAUGCACGGGCUCUGCUCACCAGUGUUACAAGUGGGGAAGCGGUGGUUGGCAAUCGUCUUGCUGCACGACCACCUUGUCGCAGUACCCGUUGCCGCAGAUGCCAAACAAGAGGCAUUCUCGGAUGGGCGGGAGGAAGAUGAGCGGAAGCGUCUUCUCCAGGUUACUCAGCCGUUUGGCAGUGGAAGGAUUCGAUCUCUCGUGCCCUGUUGAUCUUAAAGACUAUUGGGCUAGGCACGGGACUAACCGCUACAUCACUAUCAAGUAG